This is a messenger RNA of Cyclopterus lumpus (lumpfish), 825 nucleotides long. Its product is annotated as transmembrane and death domain protein 1-like. The record is from RefSeq and is a predicted model, not a curated record. The transcript is spliced from 5 exons. Bases 1 to 825 code for a protein of 274 amino acids. Gene Ontology annotation, molecular function: protein binding. Lineage: Eukaryota; Metazoa; Chordata; Actinopteri; Perciformes; Cyclopteridae. Gene Ontology annotation, biological process: signal transduction.
AUGAAGGUCCAGAGUUUCUGUCUCUUCUUCUUCUUUCUACUUCUGACUUCAACCCUCGGAGAGGACACAGUUGAAGAGGACAUUGGUGUCCAUCAGAUGGAGCGUUUAGUGGAGAUGUUGACGUCUAAGGAGUGCAAGGACCUUCUAUUCGCCCUCUCUCACCCAGAGGAAAACAUCUUCAAGCGCCUUGAGCGUCUCUCACCAGGAAAGAAUCCACUAGAUCUUAAGCCUCGAGCCAAGAGAGACGCCUCCCCUGCUGCAGAUAGUGAGGCUCAGUGUCGGACGGCCCUGACAGACUGGAUGCUGAGGUAUGGCGAGCAGACCUACUUCGACAGGCUAUCUCGCGCCUUGCAGCACGUCGGCAGAACCGACAUUGCCAUUGAAGUGGGGAAAAACAUCAACCAGGACAAAACCUUGAACCUUAAACGCUACGUUGAAGAUUACCACAAAUAUGUCAACUCUUUAAACUUCCCACCGGAACAAUCAGACUCAAAAGACCAAGAGCAUGAAGCCCAGAGGGUCAGAAAAAGAAGAGUAAGGGAUCUGACAUACCGUGACCUGGACCUGAUCGUGGAGCGGGCUCCUGUCGCUCUUUACCAGAAGGGGCCUUUGGAUGUGGCUCUGCCCUUCUUGUAUGGCAUCCUGCUGGGCUUCGGAGGUACCUUGCUUGCAGGCGUCUCGAUACUUCUCGUCGUCCUACACAUCUCCAAUAGAAACCAGCAGCACUUUCACCCCAGGGCCGCCAGCAGCAAGCUCAUAUUUGAAAAUGCAGGACCUGGGAAGUCAGAGGCUGCAAAGCAAACAGCUUUGGGUUUAACGGAAUAG